AUGGCUGCAUCAGGUGUCAUCUUUUUGUUCAUGGUCUGUCUCUCCGUCAUACCCCCGACCACCCCAUCCUGCACAGUGGGCUCCCCUGAUAAGUGCAAAGAGGCCGACUUUGCUCCGGGCUCCAACCUGGGCGGCGAGGGCUUCGACAUCACCAGGAUGCAGCGCAAGGGGGCCUUUGUGAUCGACAUGAACCUGUGGAGACGCGAGAACAACACCUGCCUGCUGUGCAAGAACCCGUACCAAGAGGGGAAGAUGCAGAAGGUCCCACUGUCAGUGGUGGACUGGAGACCCAGUAAAAGAUGUAGCAUGGAGGUUACAAGCACGCUGUAUCAAUCCAGCGAGAGUCUGGUCAGCUCCAGCACAUCUUCAGUGCAGAACAAUUGGAAAACGGGUUUGGGUUUGGGAUCAGUGGGAUCGGUGAUGCUUGCUGGGACCAAUUCUAAGUUGUCUGCAUAUUCAAUGGGGAAAACAAAGAAGGACAAGUAUACCUUCUCCCAGCAAAGAAUGUCCUGUAAUUUGUACAGAUACAGGGUUUCCAACCAAGCCAAUCUCCACCCAGAGUUCCUGCGUGCAAUCAGCCGGCUUCCCAAGACAUACACACCUGAGAACAAGCACCGCUUCUACAAGCUCAUCAACAACUUCGGCACCCACUACAUGACUAAAGUGACCCUGGGUGGGAUGGUGCACUCAGUGACCAGUAUCAGGCAGUGCAUGGCUUCCCUACAAGGCCUGUCCUCAGACGAGGUGAAGACGUGUCUAGAACUGGAGGCUUCCGCCACCGUUGGAAGCAGAACAAGCACAGCGGAGAUGAAUCACUGUCGGGAGGCAGAGAACAAGAUUGAGGACAAGAGCCGUUUCUCUGGCAGCUUCAACGACAGGUUCACAGAGGUUGUAGGCGGCGACACGACUGAAGCUGACCUCCUCUUCUCUUCGAACAAAAACCCAGAUGCGUUUAAAGAGUGGCUGAACACUCUUCCCUCCAACCCAGAAGUGAUCUCUUAUUCUCUGGAUCCUCUGCACGAGCUUCUUCAACCUAAACAUCCUGUGAGGAAAGAACUACGCAAAGCAAUUGGACAUUACAUCUUAGAGAGUGGACUCUGGCAAAACUGUUCAGAGCCCUGCAAGGCUGGACUCAAACGCAAUGCCCAACAGCCCUGUGUCUGCAGUUGCCACGGCGUUUCUGGUAUAGGUAGUGACUGCUGUCCCACCAGACGUGGCCUUGCUCGAGUCGUCAUCACAGCAGUGAAGGCAACAGGACUGUGGGGUGAUAGUACCACAGCAACAGAUGCCUAUGUGAAGGUGUUCAACUCCCAGAACAUGCAAAUCGGACGCAGCAAUGUGAUUUGGAACAAGAACUACCCUCGGUGGAACAUGGUCCUAGACCUUGGUGAAGUCAUUUUGUCUAAGACCAGCACGGUGAAGUUUGAGGUGUGGGAUGAAGACAGCAAGUAUGACGAUGACCUGCUGGGAACUUGCACUACUGACGUCAAGGAAGGGACCAAGGAGGAUGCAUGUGCCCUGAACCACGGAAUGUUCUACUACAAACUCCAGGUGACCUGUGGCCCCAGCUUGAGCGGUCCGUCCUGCUCUGAGUAUGUGAGCUCUCCCAUGAACGCUCAGCUGGAGAAACUGUACGUGUCCCGCCAUGCUCGACCCAUACCGAAGGAAAUGCUCCUCAAAAUGGGAAUGUUUGGGAGUGGGGUUUCCCAUGCUUGUGUGUGCACCAUGGAACUGAAAAAGAUCAACACACUGAAGCUCCCUUGA
Engraulis encrasicolus (European anchovy) is the source of this 1764-nucleotide messenger RNA. RefSeq names its product perforin-1-like. The record is from RefSeq and is a predicted model, not a curated record. Gene Ontology annotation, cellular component: membrane; membrane attack complex. The transcript is spliced from 5 exons. Gene Ontology annotation, biological process: immunological synapse formation; defense response to virus; T cell mediated cytotoxicity. Gene Ontology annotation, molecular function: wide pore channel activity. Bases 1 to 1764 code for a protein of 587 amino acids. NCBI's taxonomy places the organism in Eukaryota, Metazoa, Chordata, Actinopteri, Clupeiformes, Engraulidae.